Messenger RNA from Papilio polytes (common Mormon), 1917 nucleotides. Its product is annotated as organic cation transporter protein-like. Gene Ontology annotation, biological process: transmembrane transport. The transcript is spliced from 6 exons. Lineage: Eukaryota; Metazoa; Arthropoda; Insecta; Lepidoptera; Papilionidae. Gene Ontology annotation, cellular component: membrane. Bases 172 to 1848 code for a protein of 558 amino acids. The record is from RefSeq and is a predicted model, not a curated record. Gene Ontology annotation, molecular function: transmembrane transporter activity.
CUACUUCCUCUGAUGGAAUUUAGAUUUUAUUAGUUGACUUCAUUAAAUUGACAAUGUAUUUGUCAUUGGGCAUAUCAAUAAACAAGAUUGUUAUCAAAAUUUAUUGUGCCAUAAUAGAUCAGAGUGCAUUAUAUUUUAGUAGCAAUCGAAUGCUCGAUCUAGUAGGCCGGAAUGACGGUUAAACAGAAGCUCAGUCCGAGGUCCAGCAGGGUAGAGGAUGGGAAGACGUUAGUGCAGAGAAUCGACCUGGAUACAAUCCUUGUGGAGGAGAUAGGUCAAUUCGGCUGGUAUCAGUUCAGAACGCUGCUCCUCGCUGUGUUGAUGGUGAUCUUCGCGGCGUGGGCGGCCAGCGAAUACGUGUUCACCACAGCUAGGAUAAGUACGAGAUGUUUGAUACCAGAGUGCGAAGAAGGAGAUGCCAUCGAGUUCUCUCCACCGUGGAUCUUGAACGCAGUUCCUGGAACAGGAAGCGGCUUCGACAACUGCCAGCGCUUCGCCAACGUGUCCGCCCUCGCCCGCUCCGACACCUGCCCUGCGACACUCUUCAACCGGGAUAGAGUGGUGGCUUGCGAAGAGUUCGUCUAUCAAAACACAGAUACCGUUGUAUAUGAUUACGGCCUAGCUUGUGACGAAUGGAGACGGUCACUGAUCGGUUCAGUUCGUACGUUUGGGACAUUGCUGGCGCUACCGAUAACCGGCUACGUGUCUGACCGUUGGGGUAGGAGGGCUGCGCUCACCAUAAACGCCUUCAACACCGCCUGGCUCGGCGCCGUCCGUUACUUUGCUGGCACAUACAUUGGCUUCCUAAUCUCUGAAGUCGCGGAGGCAACCUUCGGAUCUGGUGGAUUCUCUUGCGCUUAUAUCUUGCUGAUGGAGCUGGUGGGGCCUAAAUUUCGUGUCGCUGCCGGGGCCACUAUGAACACUUUCUUCUCUAUCGGCCAAAUUACCAUGGGCCUGAUAGCCUGGGGCGUUCCCAACUGGAAGUAUUUCACCUUAGCUCUUUACAUUCCACAACUCGUCACCAUUUCCUAUUUCUGGGUCAUGUCUGAAUCCAUCCGGUGGUACAUGAGUAAAGGAAGAUAUGAUGACGCGGAGAAAGUGCUCAAAAAUGUUGCUCGAGUUAAUAAAAAAGAAUUAUCAGAGAAAUCACUGCAUGCGUUAAAACAAUCUGCUGAAGAGGAGAAGGUACGCCAGGCGGCAGAACAGGACGAGAGACGGAAAGAACCUUGGCUUAUAGUCUUGGUGUUUCGGCAUAAGAAAAUCUUACUUCGUUGUUUAGUUUCACCUGUUUGGUGGAUAACUACCACAUUCAUCUACUACGGGAUGUCAAUAAAUUCAGUGAACAUGUCUGGUAACCGAUACGUGAAUUACAUUGCGGUGUCGGCGGCGGAGAUACCCGGCUACUGGACCGCGGUGCUGCUGAUGGGCAAGAUUGGUAGGAAACCGGUUCUGGCUGGUGCAUUCUGGGUCUGUGCGGCCUGUCAGAUUGGAUACAUCUUCAUGCCUGAAGAUUUUUAUGCUAUCUCUCUCACUCUGUACCUGAUCGGAAAGUAUAGCAUUGCGAUGGUGAUGACGUCAGUUUACGUGUAUACCGCCGAGCUCUACCCAACUCGUUACCGUCAUAGCCUCUUCGCAUUCUCUUCUAUGAUGGGCAGGAUUGGCUCUAUCAUAGCACCACUCACACCUGCCUUUGGUGCUGCGGUAUGGGAAGACCUACCAUUCGCACUGUUUGCUGUCUUCGCACUCCUGUCAGGCACCCUGGUCCUCAUCACGCCGGAGACUUUGGGCUCCAAGUUGCCAGACACCAUGGAGGAGGCGGAGCAGAUCGGGAAGAAGCAAACUACGUGACAACUCGGCUGUUAUUAAAUUAUAAAUAAUUAGGUUAUAAAUUAAGGAUAAUUGUUAACUUUGUUUUUG